Scleropages formosus (Asian bonytongue) is the source of this 3010-nucleotide messenger RNA. Its product is annotated as protein LCHN-like. The transcript has 9 exons. Gene Ontology annotation, cellular component: cytoplasm. The coding region runs from base 388 to 1860 and encodes 490 amino acids. The record is from RefSeq and is a predicted model, not a curated record. NCBI's taxonomy places the organism in Eukaryota, Metazoa, Chordata, Actinopteri, Osteoglossiformes, Osteoglossidae.
UCCGAGCCGCUCGAAUAUCUGUUUUGUUUCCGCGAAGCGCUUAGCCGGAGACCUGUAUUUGUGACGUGCGCAAUUUGAGAGCGUGGCCAGUGCGGUCGCGUUCGAUCCUGAAACCGUUGAAAGAAGGUUUCAUGCGAGCGCGUCGCCGGACCCGCACGAGGAGCGGAGCAAACAUCCGCACAGCCGCGUCAUCGGCGCUGCGCCCGCCAGCAGCCGGGCGGGUUGGAUUUCCACACAGCCGCCUUAGUUCACGUGAAUGAAGAGCCACCAUGGCAUGAUAUAAGAGCCCAGGACCGCAAACAGCAGGUAUACAGAGACAGAGCCGCCAUCGGGACGAUUAGUUAAGCUCUGACUACAGGACACGUUUCCUGCCGAGUCCCGGGCGGGAUGGUGGAGCAGUCGGACCGGGCUCCGCUGCUGGACUGGGAGGAGGUUCCUCCUCCUCCGCCGCCGCCCGGCGUCGCCAGCGCGAGUCUCCCGUCUCCGCGGAAGGACUUGCGCGAGAGGAUCCUCGCGAACAGCCGCGCGCUCGGACACACGGGCCCCGGCACGGGAUGGAGCAGCGGCCCCGAAGCCCCCGCCGCCGCCGUGGGGGACGUGGACCUGCAAUCGGGCGGCUUCCGCGACGGGACCGAGCGGGAAGGAGAGAAGCCCGGCGGCGGCGGCGGCGGCACAGGCCGGCUCAGUGCGUGGGACGGGCAGGAGAGGGACCAGAUCGUGGCCGUGUUCGUGGUGACCUUUGACACGAGAUCAGGGAACAUAGUAGAGUGGUGUCUGCCUGAGGAUGUGAACCUUGAAGGGGUGGAGUUCAAGUCCAUGGCCAGCGGUUCCCACCGAAUCUCUAACGACUUCAUAUAUUUCCGUAAAGACCGCUUCUUCGGCCUGGCGUGUUUUGCUAACAUGCCGGUGGAGAGCGAGCUGGAGCGAGGGGCUCGCAUGAAGUCGGUGGGCAUCCUGACCCCCUCGUAUACCCUGCUGUACCGCUACAUGCACUUUUUGGAAAACCAAGUCAGGCACCAACUGCAGUAUCCUGGACAGUACACCCCACUGGAAGCCUUUUUUGAGGACAAGAAGGCAGUGUUGCCCUCUGGGGGGGACAACCUUAUUACAGCCUGUCCAGGCAGAGCAUUGGGGCCAACAGUGAACCGCUGCUGCGUUUAUCCCGAGAUGAAGAUCACUCAUCCGGCUGGCUGCAUGUCCCAGUUCAUCCGCUUCUUCGGGGAGCGAAUUAUGGUGCUGUGGAAGUUCGCCUUACUCAGGAAGCGCAUACUCAUCUUCUCACCCCCACCUGUAGGAGUGGUCUGCUACAGAGUCUACUGCUGCUGCUGUUUGGCCAAUGUUUCUGUCCCCGGUGUGGGAGUGUCAGUCCCUGAACUACGCCCAUUUUUCUAUAUCAACGUAGCUGACAUCCCCGUCCUGGAGACCGAGCUGUCUUAUGUGGCCUGCACCACAGAGAAGAUCUUUGAGGAGAAGAAGGAGUUGUAUGACGUGUAUGUGGACAACCAAAAUGUAAAGACCCACAGAGAGAGCCUGCAGCCACUGCUUCGCCUCAACAGUGCCGACCGGGAGAAGUACAAGAAGCUCAGCGAGCAGAGACAGAUGCUGGUAUACUCUCAGAAUGUAAAUGCUGACUGCAGUUCCAGUGAGGAGGACCUCUUUAUUCUGUUCUUCAUGGAGCAGAACAACCGGAUCUUCCAGACAUUGUCUGAGGUGGCAGGAAGUGCAGACCCCACCCUGACAGCAGACCACAUGAAGGCCAUGGGUCUGGAUCCUCAGGGGGACCACAGUUUUUUGGUGGACCUUUUGGAGGUCUAUGGUAUCGAUGCCAUGUUGGUCAUUGACAACCCCUGUUGCCCCUAAGACUGCCCCAUAUAUUGCUCUUGGCUCUCUCUGUACAUUCAGAUUACCCCCAUGUUUAUGUCUUCUCAAGUAAACAGCCCAGAAACCAUCCUUUUCGCAGCUGAUUUUACAGGCAUGUUAAAAUGUCAGCAUCAUUGUGUGUAGCACCGUGUCAGUGUUGUCUUACUCUGAUGGCAGUACAUCAAUGAGCCCUGUAACAUUCUGCUGAUUACAAUGAGUAGUUCCUGCAACCUGUCAGUGACACAUGUUUAGAUCUUUUUCUUAGCAAAGUGUGUGUAAAAUUUAAUUAAAUUGAUGAUCAGCUUUAUAAAGAUGGUUUUUUUUUUUUAUGGAUCAGAGUAACAUCUGAUUGAACUCUAACCCCGAAAGAUGCAACUACACCUGUUUCUCAUGAUUUUUUUUUUUUCCUAUAUUUUAUGAGAAAGUCUAUUCAUACACAAUGAUCAUAGUUCAGUGUGUUUGGUGAUCCUGUUCAAGAUACUGUAUGUGUGUGUGUCCAGGAAUGGUGUUGUUACACAUUUGUGCAUGCAUCGAAUACAACCCACUUCGUGUAAGAGGCAUUGCUGCCGGGGUGUAUGUUUUGCUUUGGAUAAAACCAGAAUGUCUAUAUUUUUUUAAAGAAAGAGAGACAUACAAAAUGUAUUUUGGGUGCAGUUGAUUGUAGGAGUCUGCUCAUAAAUAUUUAUUAGGGCUUUUUUGGCAACUUUUCAAGUGUCAGAGAGGAGGGGAAUAUCCAAAAGACUGUGUUUAAUGUACAUAAAAUACUUUAUUUAGCUUACUUUCUUACAAAGGAUGUUUUUAAAAUACAUCUCGGUGUCUCCUGCAAUGGACUGGCAUACCCUUCAGAGUGUACCCCUCCAGUUAUGCACCCAGUGAUUCCAGGAUAGGCUCUGGCCCAGCAGCACCCUGCUCGGGACAAGCAGUUAUUGAAAUUGGAGGGAUGGAUGUCAUUGUUUGCAAGUUGAACUGUGAGCAUUGUGAAGAAAUAUAAACAAAUAUAAUGGUCUAAUUUAUGUAGUGGGACAUCGAAAUAUACUCAGAGCAAUCUCCAGAAAUUAGGUUUCAUGUUUUGAUUCAGGUGGGAAAGGGUGACUCUCUACGGAAGUUUAAUCAGAAAAAAGUGCACCGGUGUAAUAAAUACAAAAAUACU